Messenger RNA from Selaginella moellendorffii, 1980 nucleotides. RefSeq names its product UDP-glucuronate 4-epimerase 1. The transcript is spliced from 2 exons. NCBI's taxonomy places the organism in Eukaryota, Viridiplantae, Streptophyta, Lycopodiopsida, Selaginellales, Selaginellaceae. The coding region runs from base 406 to 1758 and encodes 450 amino acids. The record is from RefSeq and is a predicted model, not a curated record.
CUAUCUCUCUUCCUGCUAUCUUGCGGAUUCUUGUGUGGAGUCGUGGAUUUCGGGCUUGAUUCCGGCUGGAGGAAGCAGAUGUUCUUCGGGAGCGCUGGAUUCCUCUCAGCCGGAAGGAAAUGCUGGUGUGAUUCGUGAGUAGAGCAGAAAUUUGCUGGCUGGAAGAUUAUUUCGGGGAAUUAAAGGGUUGAGGGCUUGCUUUCCUAUUUGCUCUUCUUUUUUUAGCUUUGCAUAGAGUGGAUUGUAAGCUCCUCCGGCAUCUUGGGCGAUGAAUGCUGCGAGCAUCCUAGAAUUGUCUAAACUUUGCUUGUCGCGGACUUCUCCUCAAAUCUUGCGAAACAAUCGAGCUGCCGCGCUCUUCUCACUGACGAGACGCGGAAGAAUUCUUUUCAAAGAGACUCCGAGAUGCCACCGUCAGCGAUGCAAGAUGUUUUUCCCUCGACGCCAGGCAAGGUGAAGAUGGAGAGAAACAACUACUUUGGACGAGUUUCCAACAGAUGGCAUUCUUCCGGGUCGGGGAGGUAUUUCUUCUGGAUGUUUGUUUCGGUAGCGCUUAUGUUCUACGCGUUCUUCCACAUAUCGGCUCCACCGGCAGUCCAAACAGGAUUGGAAUCCAGGCACUUUGGGAACAGGGCCUUAGCUUGGGGGGGAUCGAAAUGGGAGAAGCAAGUCAGACACUCUGCUCGGACCAAGAGAGAAAACGGGAUGGUAGUUUUAGUCACAGGCGCUGCUGGCUUCGUCGGCACUCACGUAUCGCUGGCUCUCAAGAAACGGGGUGACGGUGUGGUCGGACUGGACAACUUCAACAGCUACUACGACCCUUCACUCAAGCGAGCAAGGCAGGAACUUCUGGAGAAGCAGUCGGUCUUCAUCGUCGACGGGGACGUGAACAACUCGGAGCUCCUCGCCAAGCUCUUCAGCAUGGUUCCGUUCACUCAUGUCAUGCACCUGGCGGCGCAGGCGGGUGUCAGAUACGCCAUGCAAAACCCGGCCUCGUAUGUCAACUCCAAUAUCGCUGGACUGGUGACACUGUUUGAAGCUUGCAAGUCGGCCAAUCCACAGCCUUCGAUCGUCUGGGCCUCGUCGAGCUCCGUCUAUGGGCUCAACUCCAAGGUUCCGUUCUCCGAGGUGGACAGGACCGACCAGCCGGCGAGCUUGUACGCCGCGACGAAGAAAGCUGGCGAAGCCAUCGCUCACAGCUACAACCACAUAUACGGGCUCUCCAUCACCGGUUUGAGGUUCUUCACGGUUUAUGGACCUUACGGACGCCCGGACAUGGCUUACUUCUCCUUCACCAAGGACAUCUUACAGGGAAAGCCGAUCAACAUCUACCAAGGACCGGAUCAAACCGACCUCGCCCGCGACUUCACGUACAUCGACGACAUUGUCAAGGGGUGCUUGGGUGCUCUGGACACGGCGCUUCUCAGCACUGGAACAGGCGGGAAGAAACGAGGCCCGGCUCAGCUCCGAGUCUACAACUUGGGCAACACGUCCCCGGUGACGGUCCCCGAGCUGGUUAGCAUCCUGGAGAAGCAUCUCAAGGUGAAAGCGAAGAAGAACUUCGUCAAGAUGCCGAGAAACGGGGACGUUCCAUUCACUCACGCGAAUGUGACUCUGGCGAGGAACGAGCUGCGCUACAAUCCCAGCACGGAUCUCUACACGGGGCUCAAGAAGUUCGUCAAGUGGUACGAGAGCUACUAUGGUUUGACGAGCGGCUUGAGCGGUAGCAGGAAGAACAGGGCGAUCGAAUCGAGCUGAUGAAAGGGAUCGAUUGGUGGUGGUGGUGGUGGUGGUGGUGGAAAUAAAACGAGCGAGGAGCUACUACGGUGUUCAUAGUGGUCAGGAGAAAUUUUUUCUUUCUCUCUUUCUUUCGUUUCCAUGGUUUCUAGGAUGAGAAUUCUUUUCGCUUGUACAGACAGGGAAUAACCGGCUGAAGAACAUAGAGCCGGUCAUAUAUAAUGACGAUCAUCAUCUAAUCUC